AUGAAGGAAACUUGUCAGCUGAUAAUUUUCUCUCUGGUUUUGUCUUGUACACUUGUAGAGAUUUCAGCACAGAAAGAAGCAGAAUCUCUGAUAACCUGGAUGAAGAGCUUGCACUCUCCCUUGCCACGUUCAUGGAACAAAAGCACUAGUCCAUGCAAAUGGAAUGGCAUUACAUGUGACAAAACCGGCAGUGUUGUUGAGAUAAAGCUUUCUAAUGUUGGCCUAGAUGGAACGCUUGACAGGUUUGACUUCUCAGCCUUUCCUAAUCUCAGUAACUUCAAUGUAAGUAUGAAUAACCUGGUUGGAGAGAUACCAGCAGGAAUUGGAAAUGUAACAAAGAUGAAAAUACUUGAUUUGAGUAGCAACAAUAUCACCUAUCCAAUCCCCCCAGAAAUGGGAAACCUUCUAGAGCUGCAAGUUCUUGUACUCUCUAACAAUUCACUCUUAAAACAAAUACCAACUCAACUUAGCAAUUUGCAGAAUUUAUGGCUUCUAGAUCUAGGGGCUAAUUAUUUGGAGAAUCCUGACCCUGUUCAAUUUAAGGGCAUGGCAUCCAUAAUUGAACUUAAUCUCACCUAUAACUUCCUCACUGAGGUUCCUCCAUUUGUUUCUAAAUGUCCAAAGCUGGUGUCUCUUGAUGUAUCACUCAAUAGUAUCUCUGGGAAGAUUCCAAUACAUUUACUGGUUAAUCUUAGGAAUCUUACAAUCCUAUGCAUGACAAACAACAAUUUAGAAGGGCUAAUUCCAGAAGAAAUUAAGAGCCUAUCAAACCUCAAAAAACUACAGCUUGGACAAAACAAGCUUAAUGGUACAAUACCAGAGGAGAUAGGUCUCUUGUCAUACCUUGAGGUGCUUGAAUUGAAUCAAAAUUCUUUUCAGGGUCCAAUACCAUCAUCAAUUGGAAAUCUCCUUAUGCUUCAGAGAUUAGAUAUUCACAUGUCAGGGCUUAAUUCCAGCAUCCCAGCUGAGAUAGGCUUCUGCACCAACCUUACUUAUGUUGAUAUGUCAGGAAAUAGCCUGACAGGUUCUGUGCCUCUUUCCAUGGCUUCAUUAACAAGGAUCCAAGAGUUGGCAAUCUCUUUUAACCUUUUAUCUGGAGAACUUCAUCCAUCUCUUCUGUCCAGUUGGUCAGAACUCAAUUCUUUGCAACUCCAGUUGAAUGACCUAUCAGGAAUUCUUCCACCUGAGAUUGGUUCACUUCACAAUAUAACUACUUUGCUCCUUUUCUCCAACCAGUUUUCUGGCCAGAUACCUCCAGAAAUUGGAAACUUAUCAAACUUACAAUAUCUUGAUCUGUCCUAUAACUCUUUUAAUGGUUCGAUACCCCCAACUAUAGGAAAGUUACACAAUAUCCUCAAUUUAACUCUAGCUUCAAACCAACUAACAGGGGGCUUUCCUCCUGAAAUAGGUGAUUUGGAAAGCUUACAAGUGCUGGACUUGAGUGAAAACAAAUUUGAAGGACCUUUGCCUUCAUCAAUAAUUCGCUUGAAAAAUAUCAGUCUCCUUUACCUUCAUUCCAACAAUUUUUCAGGAACUAUUCCUGAAGAUUUUGGACCUACCUUUUUAAUGAAUGUGAGCUUUGCCAACAAUAGCUUUUUUGGAAGGCUCCCCUCAGGAAUUUGCAAUGGAGGGAACCUUGUCUACUUGGCAGCCAGUAUGAAUUAUCUAAUUGGUCCAAUCCCAGAAAGUCUUAGAAAUUGCAGCGGACUAAUCAGAGUCCUGCUUGGAAACAAUCAUCUCACUGGAGACAUUGCCAAUGCAUUUGGCAUCUACCCAGAUUUGGACUUCAUUGAUUUAGGACAUAAUCAGCUCUAUGGUUCAUUAUCUAGUAACUGGGGAGAGUGCAAAACUCUCACCAGUUUAAGCAUAGCUGCCAAUAAGCUACAAGGGAAUAUUCCUCCUGAGAUAGGAAAAUUGCCAAGGUUACAAAAUCUUGACCUAUCAGAUAACAGUCUCACAGGAAAUAUCCCAGUGGAGCUUUUCAGCUCAUCUUCCAUUCUACUCAAACUAAAUUUGAGCAACAAUGAUCUCUCAGGUCAGAUACCAGAAGGGAUAGGGGAACUCUCACAGAUGCAGUAUCUGGAUUUAUCAUCAAACAAUAUAAGUGGGCCAAUUCCCAGGAAACUAGGAAACUGCCAGAAACUUAUAUUCUUGAAACUAAGUAUGAACAACUUGGAUGGACAUAUGCCAUAUGAGCUUGGGAAUUUGGUGAACUUGCAGCCACUGUUAGAUCUCAGUCACAACUCACUGACUGGACAGAUAAUCACACAGUUGGAAAAUUUGAUAUCCUUGGAGGUUUUGAAUCUUUCUCAUAAUCAGCUUUCUGCGACAAUACCUUCUGGUCUCAAUGGACUUAUCAGCCUUCAGUCAGUUGAUAUAUCCUACAACAAACUUGAAGGUCCCCUCCCAGAACUAAAAGCAUUUCAUAAUGCUCCAGCAGAAGCACUGAUUGGUAAUGCCGGUCUGUGUGCUGAUCCUGGUGGCAAUGCAAAUCUGAGUCCAUGUGGUGGAGAAAAAACCAACGAAGUUAAUAAACAUAAGCUGGUAAUUGCUGUAGUCAUUCCACUUGCUGCUUUAAUCAUUCUAUUGGUUUCCCUUCGAGUCUUCUUUUUCUGGCAAUAUCAUAGAGUUGAUCAAGAUGAAAAGGAAAAGAUUUCAAAUGGAAAGACCACAUUAUUCAUAUGGAAUUAUAGGAAUAUGAUAGAGUUCAAGGACAUAUGCAUUGCAACUGAGAAUUUCAGUGAUAAGUAUUGCAUAGGGAUAGGAGGACAAGGUAGUGUAUACAAGGCAGUGCUUCCAACAGGUGAAACUUUGGCAGUGAAACGUCUUCACCAACAUGAGGAAAUGGACUUCUCUGGACACCUAACAAAGAACUUCACAUCUGAAAUUCAUGCAAUGACUAAUGUUCGCCAUCGAAAUAUUGUAACAAUGUGUGGAUUUAGUUACUGUUAUGGGUCCAUGUUUUUCAUAUAUGAGUAUGUGGAAAGAGGCUCUUUGGAAAAGGUGCUGCAGAAGGAACAAGAGGCAAAGUUCUUGACCUGGGACAUGAGGCUAAACAUGAUAAAAGGGUUGGCAAAUGCAUUGUCUUAUCUGCACCAUGAUUGCAUACCCAGCGUUGUUCACAGAGACAUUUCAGGAAACAAUGUUCUGUUGGACACAGAAUAUGAACCUAAGAUCUCAGACUUUGGUACAGCAAGGUUGCUUAACAAAGGAGAAUCAAAUUGGACAGCACCAGCUGGAUCAUAUGGCUAUAUGGCACCAGAGCUAGCAUUUGCAAGGAAGCUGACAGAAAAAUGUGACGUUUACAGUUUUGGAAUUGUUGCAUUGGAAAUUAUGGUAGGGAGGUACCCUUAUGAGCUCCUAUUGUGCUUAGAGUCUGGAGAAUUUGAUCUACAACAGUUUAUAGAUUUCUUAGAUAAGAGACUAGCUCCUCCUGAAGGUCCUGAAGUCCAACUCUUAAUGCUGGUUGCAACCCUGAUCCUAAAAUGUAUUGACAAAGAUCCUUUGUAUCGACCCACCAUGCAUCAUGUGUCCCAAAUGUUGCUCACUCUCUGUCCCUAG
This is a messenger RNA of Abrus precatorius (Indian licorice), 3561 nucleotides long. Its product is annotated as probable leucine-rich repeat receptor-like protein kinase At1g35710. Lineage: Eukaryota; Viridiplantae; Streptophyta; Magnoliopsida; Fabales; Fabaceae. Gene Ontology annotation, biological process: protein phosphorylation; hormone-mediated signaling pathway. The transcript is spliced from 2 exons. The record is from RefSeq and is a predicted model, not a curated record. Gene Ontology annotation, molecular function: protein binding; protein kinase activity; ATP binding. Gene Ontology annotation, cellular component: plasma membrane. The coding region runs from base 1 to 3561 and encodes 1186 amino acids.